AUGUUUGGAUUCUUCAAGUCGGACUUCAGGGGAAGCGAGCAAGAAGCCGCCUCGGCGGAAGGCACCAUCGCCGCGCCGUCGCGAAUAAACGGCUUGAUUCGCGGCUCGGCGCAGCCUGCCUCGGCCACGUCGGGUUCGAAAAGAGUAUGGGACAGCUUGGAUGACGAAGAUGGCCGGCGCGAUGCGGGCCCGUCGGCGAAGCGCGCAAAGCACGGCCCGCAUCACCACCGUCGUCCCGACGCGACAUGGGCCGUUCCCGCCACCGCUCUCGAACAGGCCCGCGAUGUCAUCGAUCAUCAGUUUGGCCUCGAGAUUCUGCUCAAGCACGAGGAGCUGAGGCUGAUAAACCAGGAGUUGGCCAAGUCCCAGAUCGCCCUGGAGCAGCUGCGACGGUGCCACCUGAUCCCGUACCCCCAGGAUUGCCCUACCCCUGAUCAGAUGGUCAACGUCAGCAACGGCCGGGGCCCGGCGCUCGCGAGUCGGUCGGGCGAGCCGGUUCCCCGAUGGGCACCGCCUUUCGGCGUGGUCGAUGGUCCGUACGCCCGUCAUUACGCGAAGUGGCUCAUUCCAGAUCCCUCAUUCGAUGGAAUACAACCCGAGUGGCAGUUCGGCGCCGACCACGCGCGCGCGCGCCUCUCCUUGCCGGAGGGCAGGACGACGAGGAACAGCCUGUCGGAGCCGGCCAUGUUCGGCAAGGGCCGGCCCGUCCGGGGCAUCGGCGGCCAGAAGCUGCAAUCGUUGUCGAGCGGGUACCCUCAAGCAAAGGACAAGGCUGGUCCUUGCAUCCUCAAGCGAUCCGACGGUCAGACGGUCAAGCUGGUCUGCCUCGACUGCAAGCGCGAGAACUUCUCGAGCACACAGGGUUUCAUCAACCACUGCCGAAUAGCGCACAAGCGCGACUUCAAGAGCCACGAAGAAGCCGCCGUCCACAGCGGCCACCCCAUCGAGGCGGCCGACGCCGGCCCCUCGGGCGCCGAGGACAAGAUGCCGGCGGCCGCCACGGCCGGCUCCCAUCUCGUGCACCCGUUUGCCCGCCAGGACAUGACGGAGCAGCAAGCGUGCACGUCGAUACGCGCGAGGCUCGAGGAGUCGCUCAAGCUGUAUCGCGCCGGGAAGCUACCCGGCGUCGACAGCAUCCCCUCCUCCCGCCAUUGCCCGGGAGGCGGCGGAGUCAAGAGCACGGGCGUCGACAAGGGUGCCGCCGUGUCGGAAACGCCUCACCUGUGCCACCUGAUGGAGAGACGGAACUUUGGGGGAAGCCUGCGCGAUCUCGUCGCCGACGCCAAGACCAAGAUGUCGCUCGAGGACAUCACGCCGGAGGAGGAGUCGGAUGAGGGCGAGACGACACCGUACGGCUACGGGGUCGGAAACGCACCCCCAAGCCGGACGCCGGUCGUGAUGCGUGUGCCGGCGAGAAGCGGCAAGUCUCCGGCGCCACCCCUGCCGGGCAGCAAGAGCCGCCUCGCCGGGAUGCCUCUCGUCUUGCCGACGCCUGGUGCGACGUCCAAGGACGUCUCGAGCGUGACGUCGUCGGAUGACGACGCGGACAUGGAGGAUGCCAACCUCAGCCCCAACACGUUGAUCAGCAACAACGCGCCCUCCCUUGUUAGUGACGAUGGCGAGUACGACGACUCGGACGAAGGCUCCUCCGUGUCCGGGACGAGCGACCACCUGGAAGAGGCGAACCUGUCGGACGUGGCGGAAAUCACGCUCGAUGACGAGCACGAGCCUCGAGCCCUUCGGCGCGCAUCGAAGGGCGUGGCGGGCGCCGUGAAACUCCGAAAGGACGACGCGAAGCACGUCACCUUUAUGAGCUCGGUGAGGAGCACGACGAAGCAACGGAAACGAGGUCGGGUCUGA
Messenger RNA from Drechmeria coniospora, 1860 nucleotides. RefSeq lists its product as uncharacterized. Lineage: Eukaryota; Fungi; Ascomycota; Sordariomycetes; Hypocreales; Ophiocordycipitaceae. The record is from RefSeq and is a predicted model, not a curated record. The transcript has a single exon. Bases 1 to 1860 code for a protein of 619 amino acids.